This is a messenger RNA of Rhineura floridana, 1081 nucleotides long. It is a transcript of the gene SRSF7, whose product is annotated as serine and arginine rich splicing factor 7. The transcript has 9 exons. Gene Ontology annotation, molecular function: zinc ion binding; RNA binding. Lineage: Eukaryota; Metazoa; Chordata; Lepidosauria; Squamata; Rhineuridae. The record is from RefSeq and is a predicted model, not a curated record. Gene Ontology annotation, biological process: mRNA splicing, via spliceosome. The coding region runs from base 81 to 824 and encodes 247 amino acids. Gene Ontology annotation, cellular component: nuclear speck.
AUCAACGGCGUAUCCUAUAUAAGGACCGAGAGCCCGCAUGCGCGUGGGGACGGCUGGCUUUUUUUUUUACUGGGGUAAGGAUGUCGCGGUAUGGCCGUUAUGGUGGAGAAACCAAAGUAUAUGUUGGUAAUCUAGGAACUGGUGCUGGUAAAGGAGAACUUGAGAGAGCAUUCAGCUACUACGGACCAUUGCGUACAGUAUGGAUUGCACGAAAUCCUCCAGGAUUUGCAUUUGUUGAAUUUGAAGACCCAAGGGAUGCUGAAGAUGCAGUUCGUGGUCUAGAUGGAAAGGUGAUCUGCGGGUCUAGGGUUAGAGUGGAGCUGUCAACUGGUAUGCCUCGUCGGUCUCGCUAUGACAGGCCCCCAGCACGGCGGCCAUUUGAUCCUAAUGAUAGAUGUUAUGAAUGUGGCGAAAAAGGUCAUUAUGCUUAUGACUGUCAUCGCUACAGUCGUCGGAGAAGAAGCAGGUCACGGUCCCGAUCUCAUUCAAGAUCCAGAGGAAGGAGAUAUUCUCGCUCACGCAGCCGUAGUCGUGGCAGGAGAUCCAGGUCUAUCUCAGCUCGGAGAUCCAGAUCACUCUCUCCUCGGAGAUCCAGAUCUAUCUCGCCACGCAGAUCCCGUUCAGGUUCUUUAAAGAGAUCAAGGUCUCGUUCCAGAUCAAGAUCCAGGUCCAUUUCACGACCCAGAAGCAGCCGCUCCAAAUCAAGAUCACCAUCUUUAAAGAGAAGUUUUGAUAUGAGCCAUUUAUAUCCAUUCUCCAUUAACUCAGGUCGUUCACCAUCAGGAAGUCCUCGAAGGAGCGUGAGUCCUGAAAGGCUGGAUUAGAAUUGCAAAGAGCAUGUUAGGAAGAAUUUUGUUUACGUUAUUUUAAGGGAUUUCUUUGGUGUUAUUGACAAAUGUAAAGAUUAGUUGUUUGAAAACCUUUUCUAGGACUAAUGCAGUAAGGAUCUUGGAUCUUCUAGUAAAAUCUGUAAAAGCUGCUACAGUAGACUAUAGUGCACAAUUUCCUGUAUGUAAUAACAUCUUGUGAUCUGAAAAGUGGGUCUUUUUAUGGGCACAUGAAAUAAAAUGUGUAUUUCUAA